Suillus bovinus is the source of this 2833-nucleotide messenger RNA. RefSeq lists its product as uncharacterized. The transcript is spliced from 4 exons. Bases 170 to 2650 code for a protein of 826 amino acids. Lineage: Eukaryota; Fungi; Basidiomycota; Agaricomycetes; Boletales; Suillaceae. The record is from RefSeq and is a predicted model, not a curated record.
GGAUGGUCAAACCACAAACAAUGCCGUCGAAGCGUGUGGACACGCUGUGGUCGCUUGUACUUCAACAGCAGAUUAUAAGGACCGAUCAUAAUUGGACAAUGAGAACCACAUAUCACUCCCCCCAGCAUCAUCUCCCACUUGCGUUCAACCUCCCCGUCCUUGCUUCAUCAUGAGCUUAGCACGACAGCAGACACCACACUCAGAGGCGGACCCAUCCUCGCUAGUCUCUCGGAUACCGUCUCCGAGUCCAAGCUGCUAUGACAAGAAGUCAGUAAAUGGACUCCCUACAUACGCCGCACCAUCCAUCUUUCCACGCGACUUCGACGUGCCAUCAUGCAUAGACCACACCUCGCAGUUCUUUGAGAUCCUCACUGCGCCCUAUCAUCCUCCAGCUUCCUCAAGUACUUUGCGGCGUGCCACGCCACGUCAAAAAGAUGUAGAGAGGUGUGCAGCCAUGGUCGACUGGGGCGAUACGGAGGAGGAUUCAACGCCACAAGAGGGGUCUUCUACCUCGCAACGCAAGUCUUCAUUGCAUGAGGACUCCGCCAAGGAUAUCCCAAUAUAUGUGCCACACGGUCCAUAUGCAUGGGCAGCUGGGGAGGAUAUCCAGCAAACAGAAACAUUGUUAUCUCUAAGACAGGGCUCGAUGUGCUCAGCCUAUAUACAAACUGGUGUUAUCGCUGGACGAAAGAUCACUUUUAUCAGCCGACGAUGGAAUCUGGACAAGCAAGCAGAUUGGAUCGGUUUUAAUUCCGAGAUGACUCUUUACAGCUCAGAACAAUACCUGAAGCCCCUACAAGGCGUCAUUGUUCCUCGCAUAAUCGGUGUACACAUCCUGCCAGGCGCGAUCAGCAUUGCAAUGGAAUUGCCUCAUCAAAGUUUUUGGAUGGAGGCAUCCCCCACUAUGCCCGACGUCCUCAAGGAGCGUGCUAUGCAAGGGCUUGAAAUGCUCCAUUCGCGAGGCAUCCUGCAUGGAGAUAUCGAACUUCGUCAUGUUCUCAUCGGUGGGGACGGCGCCGUCACAUUCAUUGAUUUCCAACUGAGUCGAAGUACCAAUCCCGAUGAAUCUGUGGGCUUAGAGAAAGCGGAGGACGAAGAAUUUCGUUUCGAGAAGCGCUUGCUUGCGUUUAAGCUUGACCUUCACGGUGCUCGGGAGAGUGAAAUAGAGAAGACCGACGCUUUCGUACAGCGUACUAAACGAAAUAAACGGAGGGAUGAGUUGUGGAGACGUCGCUCACAAGGAGCUCGCACAGGGUACAUUCCGCCUUACGAAGAGGAGCCUGAGGAAGAAAAGAUUGUACCGCCUGUCCAUCCUCAUGACUUGCAGGAUACCUGGAUGAAGAAUUCAGACGCUCCCCCACUACGCAUCGUUGUUCCUGGACAGAGCACAUCAGAGGUGAAGGCUGCUAUUCAGACAUUCUUCAAGUCUCUAGCAGAGUCCUGUCCUGACGAGGCACUUUCUCAACCACCACCUCCGAUUGGGGACAGGGCAGAAGUGUCUGAAGCAGGAUCAUCGACGUCAUCUAUCACGUCGGCAGUCGAUCGCUCUUCGACUGCACUUCCCGAAUCGCCGCCCUCAUCAGCAGGGCGCAAGCGUUAUAGAGAAUCUUCACCCUCUCCCUCCCCCCACACCUCUCUUGCUUCAAUCGACUCCCGACCCUUAAAACGUGUUCGUCAUGAACCAGAACCUUCGUCGUCUACUAGCGUCUCCUCCACUGCCCAUUCAUUGCCAACGAUGCCCCGGGUCAAUGUUCGGGAUCGUGUACACAUGUGGUAUUCAGAUCUUCCCGACAAUGCUGAAGUCCCUCCCGCUCCCGUCCGUGUCAGACCUCUGUCGCUGACCGCGGCACGUAUUCGGCAACAAAACAUCACACUCUGUCGCGAGGCUGGGCUUCCUCAUGCUGAACUGGUCGAGAGGGGCGAGGUUUCACCCAUUAAGGCGGUUCGUCACUAUUUGCUGGCCAAGAAACGUAGAGGCAUAGCACGGGGCAAUCUAGUCCGGGAGCGGGAUCGGGAUGGAUACUCGCCAUACGUCCACCAUAUAGAGAGGUCACGGCAACGUGAGCGGUAUCUUACGCUGAAGGACCUGAAGAAUGCGUACAUCGCGACGUGUGAAAAUAAUCCGAAGUUGUCGGAUACUUUGAUGUCAACAGAAGAUCGGACAUUUUCUGCGUUGCUCCACAUGAACGAGCACAAAGAUAUACCAGAAGGGCCCAGGAUAUUGCAACAGGGAGAAUACGAGCUGGUGCAAAAUAGUCGUGAACAGGCUAUCGUACUCACGCCGCGUCGAGGGGUACUAAAGCGACGAAGAGAAGAUGACCCAGUUCAGAACUUUCUGCCUGCGACGAAUUCCCCUAAUCCUGCGGUACCUGUUGCUGAUACUGGCAGCACUAUUCCUCCACCUCGCAAGAAGGCUCGCACCAACAAGGGCCAAUCCGGCAAAGCAGCACCUGCACUUAUACCGUUGUUCCACACAUCAGAUCCUGGGUCAUCGGAGAGUAAGCGAGCAGCAAACGUCAACCUUCUGCAUGAACGUAAUCUGGCUGGGCAAUGCUCAUCAUUACAACCUGCACCGAGCGUCGAUUUUACACCACCAUCAUGGCGGGGUCUAUCUGUUUGGAUGGGGUCAUUAAUGGGCUGGUCGCAUUGAAAUACCUUUGAACGUUUUACCAUAUUCAUACCCCAGCUUUUCGGAUUUCGGUUUCUGUAUGAUAUCUGUUUGAAUCACAUGGUUAAUAUAGUAAAUUUCCUUUGAUGUAGAUCUCGAGGAGAGAAGCUUUGUUGGAACCAAAUAAAUGUAAACUUGUCAGCAAUCGGAAAUGUCUUAUUUGCC